AUGCCAGCGGCAGAUUCAGUAGCCGGGCCACAAUCAGAGCCCGAGCCUCUCACCAGACUUCCUUUCAAACCUGUCACCAAAUCGCAUAUUCUGCACUGUUCUUACGAUUACUGGCACCCAAAAUACCGGUCCUCUGCCCUCAAAUCGCGAAUCAUACCCCUUUCUCAAUCCUUCCUCAACUACCUCCGCGAAGACGGCAUCGUCCUCCCGCCCUCCGAAACACCCACAUUUCCUCCAGAAUCAACCUACAAUGAUACAAGCACUUCGGAUGGCUGGGAUGAAGACCCAGACCCCGACCCUUCUCUCUCAUUCUCUGACACUCAUCAACAAAUUAAAGACGCCAUCAAGGAACUGGGCGGCGUGGUAGCACCAAAACUGAAUUGGUCUGCUCCAAAAGACGCAACAUGGAUAUUGAUGAAGAAGAACUCAAUGGAGUGUGCAACGGCGAAUGAUAUCUACUUAUUGCUGAAGAGCUCGGAUUUCAUCACGCAUGAUUUGGAACAUGCGUUUGACGACACGGAUCCCGAUACGGACACCACGAUCACGCAGCAGGAUAUCAAAUUCGUUUUGGUGCUACGAAAAUACUUCAAAGUCAACCCCUCUUGCGAAUUCCGCUGUUUCGUAAGAGAGAGGACAGUAGUAGGGAUCUGCCAACGGGAUCUCAAUCAUUUCGCCUUCUUGUUCCCGAUGGUGGAUAAGUUGAGGGAUACCAUAUUGACGUAUUUCGAUAAUACGCUGAAGGACACAUUCCCGGAAGGAGAUUUCGUCUUCGACGUCUACAUCCCCGAACCAUACGACAAAGUGCGCCUGAUGGACAUCAACCCAUGGGCGCCCCGCACCGACCCCCUCUUAUUCUCCUGGCUCGAACUCCUCACGCUUCCCCUCCCCAAACCCCUCCUCGGCACCCCGUCCUCCUCCAACGAGCCUGAAAUUCCAACCGCGAGCUCCGACGAGGAUACCCAGGACGAGGAGGCGGGCGUGGAAGAGAUCUGGCGCCCGGAAUUCCGACUCGUGCGCAAGGACGAUCCCGAAGCGUACAGUUUCAGCACGCCGCAGUAUAGCGCUCACAAGCUGCCCAAGGACGUCGUGGACGCGAGUCUGGGCGGCGAGAGCGCGCUGCGGGAGUUCGCCGAGCAGUGGAAGAGGAUGCUGGCUGGGGAGGUGGAGAUGCAGCGUCCGGGCGAGAGUGAGAGCGAGGACGAAGAGGAGGCUGUUUAG
Messenger RNA from Amorphotheca resinae ATCC 22711, 1218 nucleotides. RefSeq lists its product as hypothetical. Lineage: Eukaryota; Fungi; Ascomycota; Leotiomycetes; Helotiales; Amorphothecaceae. The transcript has 2 exons. Gene Ontology annotation, cellular component: cytoplasm. Bases 1 to 1218 code for a protein of 405 amino acids. The record is from RefSeq and is a predicted model, not a curated record.